CAAACGACUGAGAGGCCAUAUAAGAAAAUCUAGGGUUUCGAUCCGCAAUUUCUUCGAUCGGCUUCAGGACAGCAAGGAGAAAAGGGAAAAGAAGAAAAUUUCAGGCUCCUCUGAGCUCCCAUCCGUUGCUGUGAGUGUUCGUUGUUCCUUACUAUCGUUUGAGGCCUUCUUUCUCCGUCCACCGAGUCUGAGGCGGGAGCUGGGGUAUGUAGCUCUCGGUUUGACGAUUUUCAGUGGAUUUUGUUUGCGAUCGGUUCGGCGAGCCUUUUCGAGCAGCUGUUGUGGUGGUUUCUGCUGGAAUUGAUUGGGGAGCUGUGGGAAAGCUAGGGUUUGAAUCGUUUGAUUGUCCGGUUGUCGGAGGAGGUAAGGGAAAGGACGAUUUUCUGGUGUUUUUUCUUGAUUCCUAGGUCGAGGUUAGGAUUCGGAAGCGGAAGCGGCAGCUGCUGGAGAGGUAGGUGGAAAAAUUGAAGGUUGGCCACCGAUCCUUCGGGGAGAGAGGACCACCGUGUCAGCUGCCAAGGGAUCUGCCUGGUCUGGUUUCCAGUUGGGAGAAAGGGUUUGGGAUUAGGGUUGGGGUGAAUUUACAGUGAGAGUGGUUGGGUUCCGUGCACUUGCUUGGAAUAGGAAGGGGAUGCUCCAGAAAUGGCACGUAGAGGAUCGCCGCAGGGUGCCGCAGAGAUGGCGAUCGGGGCCAUAGGGCGCGGUUACGACGUUGCGGUGGAUCUUCGGCUCAAGUACUGCAAAUUCAACUCUCCUGAUCCUCAUUUGAUCGAGCUCGAUCAGGACCACGUCCAGGAUGUCACUUUGCCGGGAGGGAUCUCGGUUGCCAACGUUCCGACGUCGAUCAAGUGUGACAAGGGUGAGCGGAUGCGGUUCAGAUCGGACGUGUUGUCCUUUCAGCAGAUGUCAGAGCAAUUCAAUCAGGAUUUAUCACUGGGCGGCAAAAUCCCAUGUGGCUUAUUCAACACCAUGUUUGAGUUUACUGGUUCUUGGCAAAAGGAUGCAGCUGGUACCAAAAGUCUUGCAUUCGAUGGAUGGUUUAUCACCCUCUUCACUGUUGGAUUAACAAGAUCCCAGGUAGUUCUGCGUGAUCAUGUUAAGAAAGAGGUCCCAUCUUCGUGGGAUCCUGCUGCAUUGGCAAGAUUUAUUGAAAAAUAUGGUACACAUAUUGUAACUGGGGUAAAAAUGGGUGGAAAAGAUGUAAUUUAUGUGAAACAGCAGCAUAAUUCCAAUCUUCAACCAGCUGAAGUUCAACAACACGUAAAGGCAAUAGCUGAUCAGAGAUUUUCAGAUGCAAGUGGCCGUUAUGGCAUUGAUUCUGAAGAAAUUUCAAGAAGAGGCAAGCAUGACAUCAUGGAGAACUUUUCCAAUUUUCAUAUCAGCAGUACAUCCAUGUCUAUGUCAAGCAAGGAGGGAUUUAUCAUAGUUAACAAGAAGAGGGGUGGCAGUGAUAAGAACUUAUCCCAUAACCAAUGGUUAGCUACAGUCCCCCUAGAUCCUGACGUCAUCUCAAUGACUUUUGUUCCGAUUACAUCUCUGUUGAAUGGAGUUCCUGGUAGUGGAUUCCUGAGCCAUGCUAUUAAUUUAUAUCUCCGCUAUAAACCACCAAUUGAAGAGCUUCACCAAUUUUUUGAAUUCCAGCUGCCAAGGCAAUGGGCACCAGUGUUCAGUGAGCUUGCCCUCGGUCCUCAGCGAAGACAACAAAGCAAUGCUGCACUUCAAUUCAGUUUCUUGGGGCCCAAGCUUUAUGUUAAUACCGACUUGGUUGAUGUGGGUAAGAGGCCAGUAACAGGCCUGCGGUUAUUUUUGGAAGGAAAGAAGAACAACAGGUUAGCCAUUCAUCUGCAGCACCUGUCCACGCUGCCAAAGAUUUUUGAACUCAGUGAUGAUCCAGACUUCCAUGUUGAGGAAGCUGACAGGAACCGCAAGUAUUAUGAAGCUGUCCAAUGGAAGAGCUUCUCUCAUGUGUGCACAGCUCCGGUGGACCGCGGGGACGACCCAUGGAUUGUCACCGGUGCCCAGUUUUAUGUUGGCACUGUUGGAUUGAAGAAAGUACUCUACUUGAGGCUCCGAUUUUCAUUAGUUGCCGGUGCUCGUGUGCGAAAAUCAGAUUGGGAGGGAUCGCCAGGUAUUGCACAGAGGUCUGGAAUCAUAUCUACAUUAAUCAGUACCCACUUCUCAACCGCCCAACGACCGCCACCAAGGCCGGAAGAGGUUAUCAUCAAUUCAGCUGUUUACCCUGGAGGUCCGCCAGUGCCUGUGCAAGCGCCCAAGAUGUUGAAAUUUGUAGAUAUGACAGAAAUGACAAAAGGUCCUCAGGAUAUUCCGGGAUAUUGGGUUGUCACCGGUGCAAGGCUUAUGGUGGAGAGGGGUAAGAUCUCACUGAAUGUAAAGUAUUCACUUUUGACCAUCAUCACAGACGAUGAGGUGUAGGAUAAAUUCCUUCAGUCCAAUGUGAGGCGACAGACCAACCAUUGCCACAUCUUCUGGGAAAAUUUGGCCUGUAAUGUUGGUGUAAUUUUUGUGUUUGUGUGCAAUAUAAUUUGUGAAGAUUGGAAGAAUCCGACUUGCUGUAAGGGUGUCUGUAUUUUCACUACAAUAUGACUGUGGAUAUCAGUAUCUUUGGAAAGUCCAUGUGGAAUCUUUUGAUGCUUGUUAAAAGCAUUGUUUUUUUUCAA
Messenger RNA from Nymphaea colorata (pocket water lily), 2678 nucleotides. Its product is annotated as MACPF domain-containing protein At4g24290. Gene Ontology annotation, cellular component: plasma membrane. Bases 643 to 2433 code for a protein of 596 amino acids. The record is from RefSeq and is a predicted model, not a curated record. Gene Ontology annotation, biological process: regulation of salicylic acid mediated signaling pathway; plant-type hypersensitive response. NCBI's taxonomy places the organism in Eukaryota, Viridiplantae, Streptophyta, Magnoliopsida, Nymphaeales, Nymphaeaceae. The transcript has 7 exons.